This is a messenger RNA of Betta splendens (Siamese fighting fish), 992 nucleotides long. RefSeq names its product tumor necrosis factor, alpha-induced protein 6 (gene tnfaip6). Gene Ontology annotation, molecular function: hyaluronic acid binding. Lineage: Eukaryota; Metazoa; Chordata; Actinopteri; Anabantiformes; Osphronemidae. The transcript has 6 exons. The record is from RefSeq and is a predicted model, not a curated record. Gene Ontology annotation, biological process: cell adhesion; negative regulation of inflammatory response. Bases 162 to 932 code for a protein of 256 amino acids.
CUUCCGCGCUCGAGCCCAGGUGCGUCUUCCUGCGCCGUUGAAGUGAACGGAGCCGCGGCCGCCGCUGGCUCGGCCCUCGCUCCUCGCCCCCCCCCACCUCUGCCUCCAUAUAAGGCGGCGGCGGCACAUCUGGACACGGCAGCUGCGCCGGCGCCUUCAGGAUGCGCGUCGUGGCUCUGCUCUGGACGGCGGCCCUCGUGCUGACGGCGGACGCCUGGGGCUUCAGGGACGGCGUUUUCCACAACUCCAUCUGGUUGGAGCAAGCAGCUGGAGUUUACCACCGCGAGUCACGCAGCGGCCGAUACCAGCUGACGUACCGGGAGGCCAAGGCCGUGUGCAAGUACGAGGGAGGGAGGCUGGCCACGCUGCAGCAGCUGGAGGCCGCCCGUCAGAUAGGGUUCCACAUAUGCGCGGCCGGCUGGUUGGACAGAGGCCGCGUCGGGUACCCCAUCGUCAAAGCGGGCGCCAACUGCGGCUUUGGGAGGGUGGGAAUCAUCGACUACGGCUACAGGCUGAACAAGAGCGAGAGGUGGGACGUGUACUGCUACAACCCCACCGCCAAGGAGUGUGGGGGGGUUCUGACGGAGCAGCAGAAGACCAUCCAGUCGCCCGGCUUCCCCGACCAGUACCAGGACCACCAGAUCUGCUACUGGCACAUCCGGGUCCGCCUGGGCCAGAGGAUCCGGCUGCACUUCCUGGAGUUCGACGUGGAGGACGACACGGCGUGUCUGGCGGAUUUCCUGGACGUGUACGACAGCUACGACGACGUGUCCGGCUUCGCUGGGAGAUUCUGUGGAGACUAUUUACCUGAUGACAUCAUCAGCACAGGAAACGUGAUGACGCUCAAGUUCCUGUCUGACGCUUCCGUCACAGCCGGAGGCUUCCAGCUGCAGUACACAGCCCUCAACGCGUCUAAGGAUUCAGUGCACUGAUGCUGCACAGCUGUAUUUAUACCUCACAUAGGCUGAAUAAAGUCUGCUCCUUAUUCUUCA